This is a messenger RNA of Rhodofomes roseus, 1990 nucleotides long. Its product is annotated as Alg9-like mannosyltransferase family-domain-containing protein. The record is from RefSeq and is a predicted model, not a curated record. Gene Ontology annotation, biological process: GPI anchor biosynthetic process. The transcript has 8 exons. Gene Ontology annotation, cellular component: endoplasmic reticulum membrane. The coding region runs from base 100 to 1800 and encodes 566 amino acids. Gene Ontology annotation, molecular function: alpha-1,2-mannosyltransferase activity. Lineage: Eukaryota; Fungi; Basidiomycota; Agaricomycetes; Polyporales; Fomitopsidaceae.
CGUGCAUAUCUACUAGGCGCCUGCUUGUAUUAGUACCUACACAGCCUACGUCCUCGUAGGCAAACGCGUUUCGCAGUCUCUUCUACCGCGACGUCCACCAUGGUUCCCAAACUCAUCUCUGUCGACAAGAAUCCCGACAAGUGGAGGCGCAUCUACCACUUGCAGCUCGCUGUGCGACUUGUGUUUGCCCUGGUCGGGCCGGGGUACAUACAUCCCGACGAACAUUACCAGAAUGCAGAGGUCAUCGCAGGCAGACAACUCGGGGUGUUCACGGCUCGGACAUGGGAAUGGGAUCCAGCCUUCCCCUGUCGUUCUAUCAUCCCAGCCGCAACCACCAUAGGCAUACCCUAUACGAUGAUCUUGAGGUGGAUAUGGUGGAACCCGGAGAAUAUCAGUCCUCUUGUGAUGUUCCUGACCGAAAGACUCACGUUUUUCUUUGCAUCUCUUAUACUUGAUCAUACGGUCUCUCAGCUGGUGUUAGACCCAGCAGAUCGUUCGCGUGCUCUGGCCCUCCUGGCAUCCUCAUACGUGAUGCAAACAUUCCAAGUUCGGCCAUUCUCCAACUCGAUCGAGGCCAUCCUAGUCGCACUCUCCUUGACCACCUUGAAAUCGCUCACCGAGACUCAAUGGAACCGAGGUCUAGGCGCCUUUGCCCCCGAUCUCAUCAGCCUCGCAAUCUACGGUGUCCUGGGCGUGUUCACGAGGCCAACAUUCCUUGCAUUUACUCUGCCUAUUGCCAUCGAGGCUCUCGUAUGGACAUACCGCCGUGCCUCCGCUGCUACCUCUGGACAACCAUCACGAGCAUUCUGGGUAUUCUGGCUUCGACUCGUCGGCCUGCCAAUGCUGCUUGUUCUCAUGUACACCCAGUGUUUCGUCUUCGUUGACACCUUGUUCUUCCGGGGCAAUAUCUACGACAUGGUACUGACCCCGCUGAACUUCUUGAGGUACAAUCUCUCGUCAGACAACCUGGCUGAGCACGGUGUCCAUCCGCGCUGGCUGCACCUCAUCGUCAAUCUGCCUCUGAUCGUCGGUCCUGGUUUGCUCUACUACGGUAUUCGCGCAGCUCGGCAACUCUGGCGGCCAACUCCUACCCCUCUGCUUUCUGAGAAGGGUGAGAAGCCCGUCGAGGGAGGUACUGUCUUCAGAGCGCCAUUGUAUGUCAUAGUCUCCGCUGUCACGAUCUUGUCCGCCUUCCGCCACCAGGAGCCUCGCUUCCUUGUCCCGCUCUUGGUCCCAUUCAUUGCACUAGUCGCACAGGAUUCGCAGCUACAACGCCUAGGAAGGCUGUUCUGGGUAUCUUGGAUCAUAUCCAACAUGGCCCUAGCAAUUGUAUUCGGGUUUCUGCACCAGGGUGGAGUCGUCCCCUCACUCAUCGACCUGCACGAUCGCUUGCACGACCUCAAUGCCAACGCACCUCCUGAAUUCAAUAGCACGCUCGCUAGCGUGGUCUACUGGAAGACAUACAUGCCGCCGUGGCACCUGCUCGCCGUCCAAGCCGAAGAUGUUACUUCCGGGAGAUACGUUUUGACCGACCUUGCGGGCGCGUCGAGCGAGACCAUGCUCAAGCACAUCGUCGGCACGCCGGCUCAGGAGACUCUUGUGGUGGCUCCUCUGUACGCAGAGUACGGGCUGCCUCAGGGGAAACGCGACUGCUUCGAGCUGGUAGACAGUGAAUUCCCGCAUCUCGACCUUGAUCAUCUGCCGGAGGCGAUGGCGCAGGGAUGGUACGACGGCAUGACCUUGGGUAUCUUCACCGUCGAUACGACUUGCCUUGGUUCUGAGGACGCGGCGGUUCAGUGAGAGGUAAUAGAUCUGUCUCGUAGUUUCUUGCUUCCGUAGCGUUUGGGCCGUCGAUUGUUUUUGUCUUGCUCUGCUGUCGUUCUGUACCGUGUUUCUCAAAUUGUACCAGUAGCUGCGUACGCGUUUCUGCUAUCUGUAGUAUGCACAAUGAGGGUCCUCAAUACAAUUGCUUCUCUUGCUAGACUGCUAC